GACAUUUCAAUAUUUAUGUUUAUUUCAUAUGUAGAUUAGAUGGGGCUUCUUAGAAAAGAAAAUACAUAACUGUAUAAGAAAAAUUUAACAAUGGAGGAGUAUUAUUCCUGUAGUUGUUGCCUGGUGCGACCUCCGGAAAAAGGCCUCAAGACUCUAUACAACCAUCACGGUAAAACAGAGAUAUAUUAUGAUAUGCUGACAGAAUGCUUUGGUUUAAAUCUUAGUUUUGGCAAUGAGGAGUGUGGUAUCUGUGAGGUGUGUGUGGGGAGGCUGCGGGACGCGAGCGACUUCAAGCUGCAAGUGCAGCGUGUCCAGGGAGUCCUACAUGCACGGCUGAAGGGAUCAGUCCCUGUCACUACUGCUGACAACAUCAAAGUCAAAAUCAAGUUAGAGAGACUAACUGGAGAUGACGCUACUUCUGACCAUCCCCUGUGCCCCCUCGGGAGAUCCUCCUCAGCGCCGUGCAGCCCAGUGUGGGAUCAAGCAGGAGAGGUCGGAGUAAAGGCAGACACUGACAUCAUUACAGUUACAUUAGAAGAAGAAUUGCCAGCGCCUGAUGCUGAACCAGCUCCUACGGCGUCCCAGAGCGUCCCAGACGCGCCAGCUCCGAGCGAAGCCCAGCGCAGCUCCAACACUGGAGACAAACCUUAUUCUUGCAACAAAUGCGACAAAACAUUCGGACAGAAGGGACACUUAAACGCUCAUUACGCAACCCAUACAGGGAAAUUCAAAUUCUACUGUGAGUUAUGCAAAAGGGGAUUCAUACAUAAACAUCAAUAUGCUACUCACAUGCGGAGACACACUGGUGAGAAACCUUAUGCUUGUGACAAAUGCGACAAAAAAUUCCGACAAAAGGGCCACUUCAAUGAUCACUACGCUACACAUUUAGGAAAAUUCAAAUUCACAUGCGAAUUUUGCGUAGAGCCAGGAGAAAAACUGCAUGCAAAAAAGAUCAGAAGAAUCGAUAAAGAAACUCGAUUAUGA
Molecule: messenger RNA, 984 nt
Organism: Leguminivora glycinivorella
Lineage: Eukaryota; Metazoa; Arthropoda; Insecta; Lepidoptera; Tortricidae
Product: chorion transcription factor Cf2-like
Exons: 5
Coding region: 91-984 (297 amino acids)
Biological process (GO): regulation of transcription by RNA polymerase II
Molecular function (GO): DNA-binding transcription factor activity, RNA polymerase II-specific; RNA polymerase II cis-regulatory region sequence-specific DNA binding
Source: RefSeq, a predicted model, not a curated record